UAUCAUGCUAUUAUUUAUUUUAAUAAUUUUUAUCUUGGUUCUUAAAACCAACGAAUUAAAAUAUACUUAAGCAAUAAACUUAACUGUAUUUUAUUUUUAUUAACCGUUGUAGACUAAUCUUUUGCACGAUUGUUCUAUAACUAUAAUAUAACCAAAGUAUAACUGUACUCAAAUAUCGUUGUUCUAGACGUAAUUCGUGUUUGUAAAAUUAUAUAAAUUAUUGUAUCAGGCGUGUGGGUGAUGUGCAAAAUGGAAACAAUGACAAUGACAUGUACCGACGUGACACAUGACAGCCAUUUAUUGAAGCAACCGACUAAAGUGAUGUUGACUCUAAGUAACGUACUUUUGCCUAAGGAAAAGCUCACAUCCACACCGUCUAUGAUCGACGGGUUAGAUUUUGAAACCGAAGUCGACCUAAGGAUCGUCGGUUGUGAGUGGAUUCAGACUGCUGGUAUGCUGCUCAAACUUCCUCAGGUUGCAAUGGCAACUGGACAAGUGUUGUUUCAACGAUUUUACUAUACUAAAUCUUUUGUUCGCUACCCAAUGGAAAUAACUGCAAUGGCAUGCACAUGUUUAGCCUCUAAAGUUGAGGAAUCACCACGACGUAUUCGUGAUGUUAUUAAUGUUUAUCAUCAUAUCCGUCAAGUAUUAAAUCAAAAAUUAAUUACACCGUUGGUACUUGAUCAAAAUUAUGUUCAGAAAAAGACGCAGGUAAUAAAAGCGGAACGACGUGUGCUCAAGGAGCUUGGCUUUUGUGUACAUGUUAAGCACCCACAUAAACUCAUUGUAAUGUACCUACAGGCACUUGGCUUUGAAAAACACCAAUCAAUAAUGCAGAUGUCCUGGAACUAUAUGAAUGAUUCAUUACAAACUGAUGUAUUUGUUCAAUUCGAUCCAGAAACUAUUGCUUGUGCUUGCAUAUAUCUAUCGGCUAGGAAAUUAAAAAUACCUUUGCCAAAAAGUCCAGCAUGGUAUUCUUUAUUUAAUUCAAAUGAAAUAGACAUCCAGGACAUCUGUCGUAAAAUACUCAAACUUUAUCUUAGGCCAAAAAUUAUCACAGAAGAUUUAGAAAAGCGUGUAGAAGAAUCAAAGAAAGUAUAUGAUCAUGCUAAGGAGCAAGCUAAAGAAGCUAUUGCUUAUUCAGUAGUACAAACAGAAGUAAUAACAUUUAAUCCCAGUAAUGGAAUAACUACUGCAAUCCCGGAAAAUAUUAGUUCAACCACCCCAAAUAAAAAACCAAUAAAAAAAAGAAGUAGAACGCCUUUGAAAAUUAAGUCUAGAAGUAAAAGUCCAAGACAUUUAAAGAAAUCAAAAAAAAGAAAAUUAGUACCUACUUACAGAGACUACAAAGACUACAAAGAUUACAAAAAUUAUAGAGACAAUGAAAAUUACAAAUCUAAACCUAGGAACUACAACUAUCGUAAAAAAUAUUAACAAUUGUAUACUUAUAAUAUACCCUUAAAGUAUGUUAAAUUUCAAACCAAAUACAUUUUUUUCAAAUCUA
This is a messenger RNA of Rhopalosiphum maidis (corn leaf aphid), 1504 nucleotides long. Its product is annotated as cyclin-L2-like. The coding region runs from base 241 to 1434 and encodes 397 amino acids. Gene Ontology annotation, biological process: regulation of transcription by RNA polymerase II. Gene Ontology annotation, cellular component: nucleus. Lineage: Eukaryota; Metazoa; Arthropoda; Insecta; Hemiptera; Aphididae. The transcript is spliced from 7 exons. Gene Ontology annotation, molecular function: cyclin-dependent protein serine/threonine kinase regulator activity. The record is from RefSeq and is a predicted model, not a curated record.